Messenger RNA from Cercospora beticola, 1639 nucleotides. It is a transcript of the gene DOS2, whose product is annotated as Dos2p. NCBI's taxonomy places the organism in Eukaryota, Fungi, Ascomycota, Dothideomycetes, Mycosphaerellales, Mycosphaerellaceae. The record is from RefSeq and is a predicted model, not a curated record. Gene Ontology annotation, cellular component: cytoplasm.
AUGCUCGUCACGUUCAUGUGCUUCGGUGUGUUCGGUUGCUCCCUCAACUUCAGCAUCCACUUCUUCCACCACACCUUUGCAGAUAACAUGGAUGUCGCUUACGAUCACAUCCAAGAAGAGGCAUUGUCGCCUGCAGAACGCAAGAAAGCCGAAGAUGCCGCAUCAUCAUCCGCCGACAGCACGGAACAACAACCAGCAAACACUCUGAAUACCGAGUUCCAACAGGCCUUCCAGGCGGUUUCUGCUUCGCCAUGGGGCGCGAAACUCGGUGGAUGGUUUUCGUCAGCCCGGAAGCAGGGCGAAACAUUCUACCAAGAUCUGUCUAAAGAGGCAGCCGAGGCGAGUGAGCAGGCUACCAAAGGCUUCUCGAGCCUCAGGGAACAGGUUGUACAAAGAACUCGGGGCAUGAGCGAUCUGCAAAUUAGCAGAAGCGAUGUUGACGGGCCAAUACCCGGGCAAGAGGAGAUUCCUGGUGUCGCAGCACCGGCGCAGAAGAAAGAGGAGCAGACUGAGGCUGGGGCUGCGAAAGAUGCCGAGACGGAGAAGAAAGAUGGGGAGAACGUACCAGAGAGUCUUCCUGCAGAUAUCGUCAAAGAAGCCGCGAGUCUGGUAUCCAUAUUCCGCACCACAGCAGCGCAGAAGCUCAAAGACCUACAAAAAGCCGAAGAUGCUGCCGACGAGGCUCUGGUCAGAUACGGAACGAACCUGAAGAACUUCCUUCGCGAUGCAGUGACAAUAUCCGCACCCGAGGGCGACGAUCAAGCAACCUCAGAAGUGCUCUUCUCUACUGAAGAAGCUGGCACAGGAAAGAAGGUCUUCCACAGUACUCGUCUUGACGCUCAGCUACAUGCUAUCCACACCUCGGCUGCGUCUUUUACAGAUGAGCCUUCCGGCGUCGAGUGGGAAAGCUACAGAGCAGGAUUCGACGUUGACAGCAAGACGGAUGCGAUCGCGAAAGACUUGGACAAAUACCCAGAGCUUCGAAAAGCAAUGGAGAAGCUCGUGCCAGAGAAAGUCGGCUACAGAGAGUUUUGGAUGCGAUACUAUUAUCUCAGGAAAGCCGUCGAAGCAGAAGAGGCAAGGAGGAAAGAAGUGCUGAAGGGCGCCACCGCUAACCCCGAGGAAGAAGUGAAAUGGGACGACGACGAUGACGACGAGAACGAAAACGACAGAUCCAUAACGCCCAACGCAAACGCUAGCUCAAGCAAACAAGCCAGCGCGUCUACCACAACUCUCAACGCAACAACCGAAAAGUCCGCAUCUGGUAAUGGAGAUGGCUUGCUUAGUCCCACCGAAGCCCGACGAAGUGAAGACGGGAACAAAUCCGUCGCCGAUUCGGACGCAAGCUACGACCUGGUUUCUGGAGCCACGAGUCGUGCGCCGGGAAGUCCAAAGGAUAGGAAGAAGGAUGAGGAUAGCGAUGAUGAUUGGGAGUAGAGAGCCUAAGGCAGGAUACUCAAUCACAGAAUUGUUCCAGGUGUUGGUUUGCUUUUGGCGCCUGGAGGCGUUAUUAUUGGCGAAGAAACUCGAUCGACAGCGUUUACAUUAUGAUACCAUUGCUUUCUCCAGGAAUUGAAGCUGCAGUGACUCUUGACAACACAAUUGAAAGCUCCCAGUUCACGCUGCUCGCGAAAUUGGA